ACACGACGCUCUUCCUUUAUAUUUGAUUAAAAUUUAAAUUAUAUAUCACCGGCCACGGCGGAGUCCAUUGUGGUCAGAGUAUUGCGUGCGCGGCCGAGCAGUGUACUUUUACUACUGCAAAUCUCCAUUCAAACCUCUCGAGGGCGAUGUUCUUGCUUGAUUCACGCCCAACAAAACAUAACGAGAGAGAUUCAAUUCAAAGUCCGGGCCCCAAAACCCACGAUAUGAAUCUUACAAAUGGAAGCUUGAUUUCUUUCUGUGAUAUUUCUUUUCAUAUUUUAAGAACCCAUUUCUUUGCUGGUUAUAAAUAUGAUUGUAUGCUUAUUCAAAUCUUCACUGGUUUCCUUAAAUCAAUCCAAUUUCCUUCUUCUUUUGCAGUUAAUAAUUUGCUCUCUUAGUUUUCUUGCUCGCUGGUCCAAGAGCAGCAACUCCACCUUCUAGGCUUCUGUAAUUUCAUCACCUGCCAUGGAGAAAAUCAUAGAUGAAAAUGAAGUGGAGCAGGUUAAGCUCCUUGCAGCAAUCAAUGAUGAUCAUGAAGGUGCUAUUGUAGAAUUGAGCGAGCCUAUGCACCCGGAAGACUUUGCUUCAAUGCUUAGAGCCUCAAUUGCUCAUUGGAGAAAGCAGGGUAAGAGGGGUGUUUGGAUCAAGGUGCCUAUUGAGCUAGUCAAUCUUGUUGAAGCUGCUGUGAAGGAAGGGUUCUGGUACCAUCAUGCAGAGCCAAAAUACUUGAUGCUUAUAUACUGGAUCCCAGAGGGCACUCAUACUCUUCCUGCAAAUGCCAGUCACCGAGUGGGUAUUGGUGCAUUUGUAAUGAAUGAAAAGAGAGAGGUACUAGUGGUCCAAGAAAAGAAUGGAAUACUCCGGGGGAAAGGUGUGUGGAAGUUCCCUACAGGAACUGUCGAUGAGGGAGAAGACAUCUGUGCAGCUGCAGUAAGAGAAGUUAAAGAAGAGACAGAUAUUGAUGCUGAAUUUGUAGAAGUAUUAGCAUUCAGGCAAAGCCACGGAGAAUUUUUUGACAAGUCAGAUUUAUGCUUCAUAUGCCUGCUACAACCCCUUUCCUUUGACAUCCAGAAGCAGGAGUCAGAGAUAGAUGCAGCCCAGUGGAUGCCAUUGGAUGAAUAUAGAGCCCAACCAUUUGUCCAGAAAAGUGAGCCUUUGAAGUACUUCUUUGAUCUAUGCUUGGCAAAGAUAGAUAAUAAAUAUUCCGGGUUUUCUCCGGUGCCUAACACAUCAAAUAUUCCAGAUGAAAAGGGUUACUUGUACGUAAACAGUCGAUACCUGAGCCCGCCAGUAAGGUCUGGUUAUCACUUACCAGCUUAGUCUGAAGAAUUAUACUCUGGAGAGAAUUCUAAUUCUGCUGUUUCAUUUUACACAAAACAAUAAAUGCUUUUAUUGUGAUUCAUUCUUUUUGAAAGAAAUAAAAUCUGUUAGUGUUAAUGCA
Messenger RNA from Hevea brasiliensis (rubber tree), 1441 nucleotides. RefSeq names its product nudix hydrolase 2. The record is from RefSeq and is a predicted model, not a curated record. The transcript has 9 exons. NCBI's taxonomy places the organism in Eukaryota, Viridiplantae, Streptophyta, Magnoliopsida, Malpighiales, Euphorbiaceae. Bases 466 to 1320 code for a protein of 284 amino acids. Gene Ontology annotation, molecular function: NAD binding; NADH pyrophosphatase activity; ADP-ribose diphosphatase activity.